Molecule: messenger RNA, 453 nt
Organism: Penicillium brevicompactum
Lineage: Eukaryota; Fungi; Ascomycota; Eurotiomycetes; Eurotiales; Aspergillaceae
Exons: 2
Source: RefSeq, a predicted model, not a curated record
GCAGCUUUCAGAAGCAUCGAUUGGAGCCACACAUUCCAACAUGAACUAUCUGGCGCCUCGGCCGAAUUUCACUACACCGGUGACCCCUCCGGAACGAUUCCUUUUGGCCCUCAGAGUACAUUAGGACCGAUCAAUACAUCUUUUCCAAUCACCUGGAUACCUCAAGCUUCGUACUCCUGCGACGCCAGCAGCGAGUUUAUCCAGGCAAAUGACACUCGCGGCCAUCUUCAAUUACCUGGACCGAGUCGGAGGAGCCGACGCAAUCACUUUCAAUGUCUCUGGAGAGGCUGCAAUUACCCAGGCGUGUUUUCUCGCAAAGGCGUAUUAAUGCGGCAUAUUGAAACACAACAUGUGGAUCCACACUCCUUUGAUUGUCACAAAUGCGACAGGACCUUUAGCCGGAAAGAUAAUAUGAUGGAACACAUAGGUAGGGUUCAUAAAAAGCGAGGCUAG